This is a messenger RNA of Mucor mucedo, 1058 nucleotides long. RefSeq lists its product as uncharacterized. The record is from RefSeq and is a predicted model, not a curated record. NCBI's taxonomy places the organism in Eukaryota, Fungi, Mucoromycota, Mucoromycetes, Mucorales, Mucoraceae. The coding region runs from base 34 to 888 and encodes 284 amino acids. The transcript is spliced from 2 exons.
CAACCAUCAGCAUAAUAACAAAAACAACAACGAAUGAGUAACCCGUUAAGAACCCCGCACCGAUUCAUUUUGGAUGACGAGGAACAACCGUUUACUCCUUGCACACGUUUAUCGAAUAUGACGAUUGAAUCACAAGCAAACGGCCAUAGUCGAUUUCGAAAAACGCCCUUGCACGGUUCACCUAUCAACCUUAUUGCUAAAUUCGCCGAAGUGGCUGCUUCUGGCGGAAGUGGUGGCUCUUCUGCACCACACCCUAACUUAGACAUGUGUCUUGGUUCCGAUCGUAUUAGCAUUUUUGAUAGAAGCAAGGACGGCAUGUUUUCUGAAGAUGAAGAUUCGGACGAUGGAGAUUUAUUUUCUUCCAACCUAGGACUGAUGUCUUCCCCUGAUCGACCUUUCACAAGACAUACACUUCUCGAAGAUGAGGAAAUGCACUCACCACCUCCCUCUGAAAUGGCAAUGACGGGAAAACGAUUUAUCUUUGAAGAGGAAGAGGAAGAAGAAGAAGAGGAAGAGGAAGGCGAUUAUCUUGAUUCGGGUAGCUCAUGGCUCUCUCAAAUCUUUUUCGAUAACGACAAUGAUAGAACAGAGGCACAGGAAGCAAGUCGCAAGGAAAAAGAUAAUAUGGGUGAAGAACAAGAGAAUCGACCUCCUCGCUUAUGGAGAAGUAAAGCAGAGGAAAUAACAAAGUUGUCAGAAAGCAAUCAUCAUGAACGAUUACCAUUACAAGAGAUUCGUUCUUGUUUGGAGGAUGAAGAAGCAGGCGAUGAUUUACAUACAAAAAAGAAAUCGGUAUCAUCUUAUGGUAAACCCAAUAAGAUGCGAUACAUGCGAACAUUAUCACCUACUCGUCUAAGUCAACGUAAAGAAUCUUCUACUCUUCAGUAGUCUUUCCUUUCUCUAUUCUUUCUUGCAUACCCUGUAAAUACUCAUUUUCAUCCACUCUCUUCCCUCUUAUUGUAUCCCCCCUUCUUUUUUUUUUUUUUGCUUUUUUUUUUCUUUCUUUUUCAUCUAAUAAAAAAUGUGUCAAGAAUGUUUUCUUUUGAUCUGCUGCUAAA